Anarrhichthys ocellatus (wolf-eel) is the source of this 3536-nucleotide messenger RNA. It is a transcript of the gene trafd1, whose product is annotated as TRAF-type zinc finger domain containing 1. Lineage: Eukaryota; Metazoa; Chordata; Actinopteri; Perciformes; Anarhichadidae. The coding region runs from base 654 to 2405 and encodes 583 amino acids. Gene Ontology annotation, cellular component: mitochondrion. The record is from RefSeq and is a predicted model, not a curated record. Gene Ontology annotation, biological process: negative regulation of innate immune response. The transcript is spliced from 12 exons.
AUGUACGCCCCUUACAUUCCGUGAAUCUCCAUCGUAUUGCCUUUAAACUAUGUGCAAUAUUAUAAAUCGUUUUUAUAGGAUUUGGUUGGAUUGUGCCGGUAUCAAAGGAGGUGAAUAGAUGUGUACGUAGACAGCCUGAGAGGCAUUACUCAGGGCAUGUUCUCAGAUUGCAGACGGAGGAAGGAGGAAAUAACGAUCUGUUUUCCAAGAUUAUAUCGAAUAGUUAGCUCUCGUCUACGGGUUUAUUUUUGGUAACAUUUCCUACAGAGGUGAUUAAUUGACAAAUAGUAACAUCACAACGACUGUCCUCGUUUUGCGUGGACUUGGCCGCACAUUAGCUUCUUGUGUUGGUAGCUACGUGGUAAAGAGCGUAUGAAGUUAACGUUAGUUAGGUUAGCUACAUGUAUGCUACGUGGUAGUUGCUAAACAGGUAUUUAAUGUUAAGCUACGUAGCUAGCUAAAGGCAACACGGCUAACCUAGUCCAACUUUUUGCGGUCGUUCGAGAUGCUUGUUGACUAACAGUUCGCGUUGACGGAGAAUCUACUUGUAAACACGGGCGAUCAUUGUCAGCUAACGUUAGCUACCUGCCUGGAAACACUGGGUGAGCUGUCAACCCUCUCAUGAAGCAAACGACGGUGGCUGCGGUUAAGUCAUGGCAGAUGAAAAUACACAGUUCUGUGGCAAUUGCAAACAUGACAUUCCAGAGGCUAAUUUUACGACCCAUGAGAUCCACUGCCGAAGAAACAUCGCAUUGUGUGACGUAUGCCAGGAGCCAGUGCCCCGGUCUGACCUCCAGGAGCACAAACAGCAGGAGCACACUCAGAUUACAUGCAAGUGUGGUUUGAAGAUUGAGAAGACUCAUAUUGCUGUUCACCAGAGCGCUCAAUGUUCUCAGCGGCUGGUCCCGUGCCAAUUCUGUGAACUGGAGAUUGUUUUCAGUCAGUCCAAAGAACACGAGGAUUAUUGCGGCACGCGCACUGAGCCCUGCGUGCACUGCAAGUGCAACGUAAUGUUGAGGGAACAAGCUGUGCAUCCGGUCUUAUGUGGAAGCCUUACACCACCCCAAGAGAGGAACAACAGUCGGACGAGUCGCAGUCCGGUAGAACCACAGCCUCCAGGGCCCUGGUUUGAGGCUCACUCCAUCCGAAACCUCCUAAGAGCCCAAGAGAGAGGCCCGAAGAAUAAUAACAUCAGUGCAGCAGAACAACAGGCCUUUCCCCGGCCAUUUGAUCACAGAGAAUAUUACACUUCAAGGGGACCUCAAGGCCUAGGAGACUGGAAGAAUACUGCCCCGAGAAAUACCUUUAGCCAAAUGCAGAGUGAUUUUCAGAAUAGCAGCAGCAGCAGCAGCAGCAGCAGCAGCAGUGCGUGGCCACAGAGUGAUCUCACACUGAAUGAGGACUCAUCGGGCCUGGACUACAUGCUGGCUCUCAGCCUGCAGAGCGACGUAGAAUCGGUGGCUGGAGGCGUAGAGGGAAACCUGUGGAGUGGUAUCUGGGACCACAAGAUUGGGAAGACUUCCAACACCUCUUUAAACUCUCCUCUCUCUCCGCCCAACAACAACUUCCCAAACUUCUCUACGGGCACAAGCACGAGUGCAGUCCAGGAACGCGAUCAAGCAGAUACCAUGCUUCCUUGUGAGUUUUGCGAAGAACUGUUUCCCGAAGAGGACCUCAUUUUGCAUCAGACUGGAUGCAGCCCGGCCUCCGCCUUUGCAUCUUACAGCAAGCAGCCCUUGUCUCCACUCAAAGAGGACAGGAUGGGCAGGAACGCUUCAGGGCUGAUGCACAACAUCCCCGACACACUCGCUUCAAACAUCCCCACCUUCCCCCGGUCGAUGUCCCCGGCCUCCUACAGUCCUCCAGCCAGUCCUCUAGAGGGCGACGUGGUCAUUCCAUGUGAGUUCUGUGGCGUCGCUCUGGAGGAGGCUGUCGUCUUUCACCAUCAGGACAAGUGUGAUAUGCGACCUCAGACUGCCCACCCGCUGAAUAAUCUAACAAAAGCAUCUGUCAAAAAACCACUGAGCCCAACCAAAGAUGCCUUUGGUCAGAUGACUUCAGAUUUUCAAAGGAGAGUUAAUCCUCAAGUCGACUUCUCGGAAGUGAACUUUGGAUGCGACAGAGAGACCCCACCAGGACCAAACCAAAUGGAAUGGCAGAGACGUUACAUUGGACUACCAAGUCAAAGGAAGACAUCCAACUGCGAUGCUUCUGUGAAAAACCGACCUCAGCAGCCGGGCAUGGAGGCAGAGGGAGCUCAUUCAUCUUUCUGCGACUCCGACAAGUCUGCCUCUACGUCUCUACAGGGAGUACAUCUACCAGAAUAUAAAGACGGCAGAGGGAACAGAAGAAAUUCAUUGACGAAGUUGCCCAAGAAGCAGAAUGAAGAGCAGCAGGAAGAGUGAGAGCAUGUGGAGAAAUACAAAAACCAAAUCUCCUACUCAAACAUUCAUUUAUCUUCUUGCACACUCUUGAAAACAAAACGUAUACCUAUCUGACAAGUGCCUGUGUGAGUGUUAGUUAUCUUCAGUUUAUAUUUUAAUGAGUUUUACGAUUAUAGUCUAUGUAAGUCAUCUGGUUUAUUAAUGCAUAUUCUGCUUUAUUUCAAGUUUUUUUUUUUUUUUUUUUUUUUUUUUUUCCCCCUUCUUCAAAUCUGUGUAUGUCUAACAUCCAACCUUAAAAGAUAAAGUAUGAACUUAAUUUUAUUUGCGUUGAAUUAGAUUUAUUUUUUGUUUCUUUUACUGAGAAAACAAAAAACCAUGACACCACGUGUACACGUGGUGUCAUGGCUCAUUGAGGAACAUGGAGAACAUCAGACGCGUGACUUUGUCGCUGUGCAUUUGUCUAACUAACCAAGAACGUGUUGUUUUCACCCUGUUUGCCAGUUCGUUCAGGGUCCUUCAGUGUUCCUGUUGCUUUCUGAAUCUGUAUGUAAUCUGAAGCACUUUGACAGAUUAUUUUGUGAAAAAAGGGCUUUGAGGAACAGAUUUGAUACAUUUAUGCAUCUUUGACCACGAAAGAAAAAAAAAAAAAACCUGUAUAAUUGAACAUUUGUCUUUUUAUACUGUUGAACAUCUGUCUUUAAUACUCUUCAGUAAUAUUUAGAUUUUUUUUUAAUCAUACCUGUAGAACUAUAUAUGUGGUGUUAAGAUGAGGUGGCUUUUGAAGCUGUGUCUCCUGUCCAAUCUUCUUUGAAGUAGUAUGAAACAUGUUGUGUGCUGCACCUCCGCAUAUAGGAUUUAAGAUUGAUACGAUGUAUGUUGUGUGUAACAUAGGGUCCACUUCAGCAAUACAUAUAAGAUAGGCAACCCUGUGCCACAGAUGGUUGAGACCUUUUAACUGAAGACGAUGCCAGAGCGGUUUCCUGAUUAACGUCUGAUAAUCAACUGUCGAGGAGCAAAUAAUCAGUGAAAUCUCCUGCUUUGGUGUUUGGUCUGACUGGAGGCUCUCACGCCACAUGGAUGACUAUUCCUGUUUCAGAACAACUGUCUUGAUGCUCUUUGUCUUGUGUGGCUAUUAAAUGUUUAAUGAGGAGA